Molecule: messenger RNA, 1563 nt
Organism: Nylanderia fulva
Lineage: Eukaryota; Metazoa; Arthropoda; Insecta; Hymenoptera; Formicidae
Source: RefSeq, a predicted model, not a curated record
CAAUCCGACAAUGAUAAAUGAAUUGAAAGUAUCCCAAGACAUACAAGCAUUUCAAAAGGACAUCGCGCUUGAUAAAUUACCCUCGAUAAUAGUUCAACAAGCUCGUAGGAAUGUAAUCAUCGUCGACGAUGCAUCGGAUGGACAUGCCGUUGAAAAAACACUGAAACAGACAGCCGACGUGUUCAUGCAAAAUAUGAACAAAAUCUCUAGAAUGAACAUUAGAGCUGACGAGAAAUCAUCAGGUCUGAUUGAAUCGCCUUUAAUCAUAUCUUCGGAAGUUGCGGAGUCGUUCGUGGAUACGCUGCCGAAAGUAGAAAAUUCAGAGAAUAUCGGGAUACAGAAUAUGCAGAUGGAAAUUCCAUCGUUCACUCCGUUGGAAGCGACUGCUAUAUCGUGCGUCCUCGAGGAAUGUUUAGAUCAGCUCGCCAUAAUAGGAUUCAUGAUUCCAGCCAAAGUUGAUCCACGCUGGGACGACACGUUUAAAACGAUCGACGAAACAUAUGGAGUACCUGACGAACCUAGAACGAUCUUCAGGGAAGAAAUGGGUUUCUUACCAAUCAUACCUACGAAAGCUGAAAAAAUGCAGAGAGAUAGGAAUUAUGCGUAUAAAGUCCUCGAGAAUGUCCUUCGCGACAUAAACAAUGGCAGAUUCGAUAGUUUGCAAAAAGAAGUUGAGAAUAUCAUAAAGAGACAGGAAAACGAACGCAAUCUCGAAGAAAACGUCAAGAUCAAGCUUAGUCAAGCUCAGGAACUUCAGGAAUUGCUGGAAUCCAACAAGAAAGUUAAUGAAGAAGACCAAAAAGAGAUGAUGAAACUCGCACAGGAAAGCGACGCGAAAGUCGACCAUGCGAUAUUUUUAAAUAGCGGAAAAUUAGGCUAUGCGGAAAAAUGGGCAAAGGCUAGACUGGAACAGCAGGAACUCAAAUUGCAUCUACAAAAGAAAGAUAUGUUAAAUAAAUUAAGCGACUACUCGAAGGAACAUAACGCGGAGCAAAUUAUAUCAACGGAAAUGAACGCUUAUUUAGAGGCAGACAUUAAAGAGAAAGAAGAACAGAUAGUUAUGUGGACAAAGAAAUAUAACGAGGAAAUUGUGGAACGGCAGCAGGAAAUCGACGACUUAAAGUUUCUUAUAGAAGAACAAAAAUUAAAGAUAGAAGAAAUGCGAGCUUUAAUAGAGAAACGGCAAAAAUUGAUCGACGAAUGUGAUAUCGAAGAGGAAAGAUUGUGGGAAGAAGCAAAGCUGAACAGAGCUGCAACUAUUAUUCAAUCGAUAUGGAGAGGUCAUAUGGUAAGGCAUCAAUUAGGUAAAUACAAAAACCUUCAAAAACGAUUGAGAAAACGGAAGAAAUUACGCGAACAACGAAAGAGAGUUUUGUUAAAAGAAAAGAAAAAUAAUAAUAAAUCUAAUGUCAAACAGAAAGCUUAUAGAAAAUGUCAAUGCUUGAGCAAAAAGUUCAACGUUUUGUUUGAACGCGCUUAUACUUUCUUUACAUGUACGCUAAUAAUGUCUUCUAUAUAUCUCUGUAGUGGUAUAUAAAUUAUUCAAAUAUAUUUUUAAACAAA